This is a messenger RNA of Helobdella robusta, 210 nucleotides long. RefSeq lists its product as hypothetical. The record is from RefSeq and is a predicted model, not a curated record. The annotation marks the transcript as partial. The transcript has a single exon. NCBI's taxonomy places the organism in Eukaryota, Metazoa, Annelida, Clitellata, Rhynchobdellida, Glossiphoniidae. Gene Ontology annotation, molecular function: protein dimerization activity; DNA-binding transcription factor activity, RNA polymerase II-specific; RNA polymerase II cis-regulatory region sequence-specific DNA binding. Gene Ontology annotation, biological process: regulation of transcription by RNA polymerase II.
GAAGAACGUAGAAGAAACAGAAGAGCGACAGAGAAAUAUCGUAGCGCACACGCAUCGAGAGAAAGAAUCAGAGUGGAGGCAUUUAAUUUGGCCUUUGGAAAACUUCGAAAGCUGCUGCCCACUUUGCCGCCGGAUAAAAAGUUGUCGAAGAUCGAAAUUCUGCGUCUUGCUAUUUGUUACAUAUCGUAUCUGAACCAUGUACUGCAAAUG